Molecule: messenger RNA, 1549 nt
Organism: Aquila chrysaetos chrysaetos
Lineage: Eukaryota; Metazoa; Chordata; Aves; Accipitriformes; Accipitridae
Product: C2 calcium-dependent domain-containing protein 4C-like
Exons: 2
Coding region: 179-1480 (433 amino acids)
Source: RefSeq, a predicted model, not a curated record
GGCGGUGGCGCGGGUGGGAGGUGCCCGGCGGGGCUAGAAAAGGGCUGGCUGGGUGCCCCGGGGGCUGUUAGCAGCGAGAGAGUGAGCGCUGCUGGAAGGAACAAGUGGCUGGCACUUGGCAAGGUGGAUUUGUACUUAAAGCUUUUCCCCUUUGAGGACCUCCUGCCCAGUUAUAGGGAUGUGGUUCUUGGAAAAGAUCAGAGCAUCACAUGAAAACGGCAACCUCCCUAGCUCCUCCUUCCUGGGACUGCCACCUGGCCAAAACCUGCCUGAAAAAGCUCGACCGGGGGCUGCUGCUUUUCCUAAUGUCCUCACCCCUGACAGAAUCCCUGAAUUCUGCAUUCCCCCCAGGCUGACCAGCUCUGGCCCUGUUAAGGGCACUGGCUCUCACCAGGACUGCUGUUUAGAGGACGCAGAUCUUAAUUCUUCUGACUACAGCCCCAGCUCUUCUUUGCCACACCUCAUUCAGGUGGAAAGCGCUGAAGAGAUCCCAGCUCUGGAGGAAGAAAGUACCAACUCGGACCCGCAGUCCCAAGCAGCGCUCUCCCUGCCUCACUUUCCCAGAGCCCCCACUUCCUAUGGAUUCUGCACUUUGCUGGAGAGUCCCCACACCAGGAGAAAGGAGUCCAUCUUCCAUGGUAAUCCACACAGUGCUCUGCCCAGCCUGAUGCUGUCUCGAUCCAGAGCUAACACAUUCAGUGGCAAAGGGAGUAUGUCUAAUCCCAUUGCUAUCAGCUUUGCUUCUGUGAGGCUGCCUCCCAAGCAUCUCUCUCUGCACAGGCAAGGCGCCUGUGACAGCGAUACUGCCUCCUCCAGUGAUUCCUCUCCUUUCAGCUCUCCGCUUCUCAGCAGGUCAUCUCCCAGAUUCUGCUCCCUGAUCAAAACACGAAGCCAGGAGGGAUUGCUCUGCCGAGCACUGAAAGCCAAGAACAAAUCCAGCAUGGCCAGGAACAAUUCCUUCUCUACAGAGGAGAGCAGCUCCACCGAUAACAGCCCCAGUGCCAUCAGGCGGGCCUCGGAGGGGCUGCUUGCCAUGCGGAGCUUUAGCAUGUCCUGUUCUCCCAUCUUUCCCCUGGACCUGACCCACAGGCGGGAGAGACUAGUGGGAGAGAGUACUGUGGUAAUGGACAAGGGAGGCAUGUUGAGGCUCUCGACUGAAUACUGCUCAGAGAAUGAAAGGCUGCGGAUCCGUCUGAUCAGUGCAGAGGGUUUAUAUGAUGACUCUGUAGAGCCCAAAAACAUAAACUGCUGUAUCACCUUCUCUCUGGUGCCAGGGAAAACACAGAAGCAGAGGAGCACUGUCAUAAAGAAGAGCAGGAACCCCAUCUUCAAUGAGGACUUCUUUUUUGAUGGCAUUGCAGAAGAGGAGCUUUAUAGCAUUUCUGUAAGGAUGAAAGCAAUGAAUAAAGGGUGCAGCAUGAAACGGGAUUACACCUUAGGAGAACGGGAAUUGUCUUUAAUGAGUAUGUUGUCAGUGUAAUACUUCAAAUAUUCUGACAGACUAAUUGUGUCUCCUGAAAGUUUUCUAUGAAAUAAAGUUUUGGGUUGA